Molecule: messenger RNA, 1083 nt
Organism: Prorocentrum cordatum
Lineage: Eukaryota; Dinophyceae; Prorocentrales; Prorocentraceae
Source: the annotation of a GenBank genome assembly
AUGCCCCGCCCUGUUGGGCGGGGGAGAUCUGAGUUAGCAUGUAGAGCCAGGAGUCGAGGAGGCGGAAACACGGAUGAAGCCGCGUGGAUUAGCGACGGGGCCCCGCUCCCGUGCAGCAUCGGCGCGCCCCAUCGCCAGGCCAAGGCGGUCUUGUUCACACAGGGUCGAAGAAGCCCCAAGAGGCAAGUCAGCAGGCACUCGAGCACGCCGCAGCGCGCAGGAGGCGCGGAGGUGGACCAUCCAGACAAGAACCCCGAGAACAAGGAGACUGCGGAGGCGUCGUUCAGGAAAGUCGCCGAGGCCUACGAGGUCCUGCGAGACCCGGAGAAGCGCAGGCGGUACGACACCUUCGGCCCAGCGGGCUUGGAGGGAGCUGGUCCUGGCGUGCACGGAGGUUUCUCGCGAAAUCACGCCGACAACAUCUUCAACGCCUUCUUCGGGGGCCCGGACUGGGGCCCGAAGAGCGACUACUUAUUUUCGACGCCCUGUGACUACGGGGACCAGUUGGCGACGGACUCUGCUGCUGCGCGUGAUCGACCCGUUCAGCCACUUCGUGAAUCUAGACCUCAGUCUUCUGGGCGGGGGAAGUCCCAGGACCCUUUUGGUCUCGGCGGGGGGCUGCUCGGCGGGGAGCCGUCGCGGUUCUCGUUCGACACGGGCGCGGGCGCGCCUGGCCGCCCAAGACGGGCGGCCCACGCCGCGCACGCGAAGCCGCCGGGCGUGAGCGUGGUCGUCCGCGGGCUCACCAAGGCCCCCGAGCACAACGGCAGGUCGGCACAGAUCUGCAGGUGGGACGAGGCCCGCGAGAGGUACGACGUCCGGCUAGAUGCGGGCGACAUGCUCUCCCUCAGGCCAGGCAGCGUCGUGCAGCUCUGCGCGGUGGAGAUGACCGCCCUGGAGAGCAGGCCCGAGCUCAACGGCCUCAGGGGCCGCAUCUUCGGUUUCGACGAGGCCCCCGAGGCCGGUACAGGGUGCUCCUGGACGACCUCGCCACGGCCGUCGCCCUGCAGCCCGCCAACUGCGUGCUCCUGGACGAGGGCGUGCGGGUGUUGCUCCGGGGCCUGUCCAGCUCACCGGAGCUGA